UUCCUUGGUGGAUGAAUCUGCCAGUUUUUUGUGUGAGGAACUCCCGGAGAACUUCGGCAACUGCUAGUACGGUCGAUAUGGCGACCGAUGGAAUAAUUCGGCGCUUUCUAAAGAAAAGAUGAAGAUAUUCAUACUCAUUAAGGAUGAGUUUCAGGUUUCACACUAUGUGAUGAGCACCCUGGACGUGUGAAAUUAUUUAAGAACUCCUGUGUUCAGAUUUUUUUGAUUCCAGUGGAAUCUUCCAGUUUUUUUUUUUUUUGUUUAAUGAAUUUCCCACAGUCACACAAGCACACAUUCUCACACUUAUAAGGAACCCUAGCUCUUCUUACAUGUAGACCAUAUAGCUACGAUGCCUGUACAAGCUCCACAAUGGACAGAGUUCUUACUGUGUCCGAUAUGCACCCAGACGUUCGAGGAGACAGUUCGCAGGCCCAUCAGUCUGGGCUGCGGCCACACUGUCUGCAAAAUGUGCCUGAACAAGCUGCAUCGCAAGGCCUGCCCCUUCGACCAGACCGCCAUCAACACGGACAUCGAGCAGUUGCCUGUCAACUCAGCCCUGCUACAGCUGGUUGGGGGUCAGGUGCCCAAAGUGCAGCCGGUGGCACUAAUCACUAGUCCAGAGGACACCAAGCAUUACGAUGAGGCGCGACAGUGUGUGGAGGAAUUGGCCCUCUACCUCAAACCCCUUAGCAGUACGAGAGGCGUGGGGUUGAGUAACGCGGCGCAGAGCAUGCUCAGUCGGCCCAUGCAGCGGAAGCUGGUGACGCUGGUGCACUGCCAGCUGGUGGAGGAGGAGGGCCGGGUGCGGGCGAUGCGGGCGGCGCGCUCCCUAGGUGAGCGCACCGUCACUGAGCUCAUCCUGCAGCACCAGAACCCCCAACAGCUCUCCUCCAACCUGUGGGCCGCAGUCCGCGCCAGAGGCUGCCAGUUCCUGGGUCCUGCCAUGCAGGAGGAGGCUCUGAAACUGGUGCUGCUGGCUCUGGAGGAUGGCUCUGCUCUGUCCAGGAAGGUUCUCGUUCUCUUUGUGGUGCAGCGCCUGGAGCCUCGAUUCCCCCAGGCCUCCAAAACCAGUAUUGGACACGUGGUUCAGCUGCUCUACCGUGCCUCCUGCUUCAAAGUGACCAAGAGGGAUGAAGACUCAUCCCUAAUGCAACUGAAGGAGGAGUUCCGCACGUACGAGGCCCUACGGAGGGAGCACGACUCCCAGAUCGUCCAGAUCGCCAUGGAGGGUGGACUGCGGAUUGCCCCGGACCAGUGGUCUUCACUGCUCUACGGGGACCAGUCCCACAAGUCCCACAUGCAGUCCAUCAUAGACAAGUUGCAGACGCCUGCGUCGUUUGCACAGAGUGUGCAGGAGCUGACCAUAGCACUGCAGAGGACAGGCGACCCCGCCAACCUGAACCGUCUCAGACCGCACCUAGAGCUGCUCGCCAACAUUGACCCCAGUCCAGAUGCCCCACCUCCAACAUGGGAGCAGCUGGAGAAGGGCCUAGUGGCCGUGCGCACAGUGGUGCACGGUCUGGUGGACUUUAUCCAGAAUCACAGCAAGAAGGGUGCCGAGCAGCAGCAGCCGGCCCAGCACAGCAAGUACAAGACCUACAUGUGCCGCGACAUGAAGCAGAAGGGCGGUUGCCCACGCGGGGCCAGCUGCACCUUUGCCCACUCGCAGGAGGAGCUGGAGAAAUACCGAAAGAUGAAUAAGCGGCUGACUCCAAGGUUGCCAUGCGCCCUGCUGCCCGAGGAAGGCGUCACGUUGGAGAGCGUCACCCGCAAGGCCUCGCCGCUAGCCAAUGGCCUGGUGCCACCUUGUCCGGCCACGCCGGUGCCGCAGCUCCUGGCCCGCGGGCCCGACCCCUCCACCUAUGAGCUCAUGCGCAAGCCCAAGCUAGACGCCACCGGCCUAAGCGCGCCUGGCUCUCCACCUGACUCUCUGGAUAAAGGCGGCUUGCCCCUACCAGCCCACGCGGCCUCGCACCCCAGGGUGGAGCACCAGCCCAUUCCCAAGCAGAUACCUGGCGUGCCCCGUGGGGUGCCUCAAGUCUACCCACAGCAGUCUGAGGUCUUCUACUCAGAGGCCAGGGCCCCUGCAGGAUCACAGUAUGACCCACAGUACUCCACCGGGAAUCCUUACCCCUACCAGGCCACCCAGUAUGUCCCGCCUCGUUACAUCCGUAACCCCGCCGCCCCAGGUGAUUCUGCCGUGGCCUCUUAUCAGGACCCUUACCCUGGCUACGGCCCCGAGCGCCAUUACGCAGGCCCCCACACUGGUCCACCUUUCUCCGCAAUGAGCCCCCACCCCUACCCCCCACCUUCUCACUAUGACGGCCGUCGACCCGGCCCCUACGCCGGACCCCCACCUACCCCUCAGCCCUUUGCCCCACCUCGGGACGAUCUGGUCCGGAUGAGCCCCGUGCCCCUUGAUGCCCCCCCCGCCCCCCUGCCACCCACUGCAGCUGGAGCCGCCAGCUCCAUGUAUCACUCUGAGUCAGCAACACGGGAGAGGUACCCGCCUGAGGGGUACUACCCACACACACCCCACCCUGGACCAAUCAGGUCCCAAGUGAGGGACCUGUACGGCCGUGCACAACCCAGCCUGGACUACCUGCACCGCAGGCGCAAAGAGCUCUUGAACCAGCUGGAGGAGAGGAAGGUCAUCUCACCACCACCGUUCGCUGCCUCCCCUACCCUCCCCUCCCCCGCCUUCCAUGCCGACUACCCUCAAGAGUACAUAGAAGACGGCUCCAAGCCCUUCGGGAGCCGGGAGCCCGACUACGCAGGGCAGUACUCUCCGUGGUCAUGUGACACUAUAGGCUCGUACAUCAGCUCCAAAGACCCCAAGCCAAAAGAUGCCAUGGCAGCCGGCUCUGUGGAAAUGAUGAACGUGGACGGAAAGAGCCUGCGUGAGCUGCCCCUGGAUGUACAGCGCCGUGCUGCGGAGGUCAAGGAUGACGACCCCAUCAUCCCGUUUGGCCCUUUACCCACAGUGUCGCCCUUUGGGGCCAUCUCGCGCACCUCUAAGACGGGUUACCAGACCACGGGCCCGGUGCAGGCCAUGGCCUCAUCACAGGCCUCUGGCACCAAGCACAUGACCAUCACAGCCGAGUACUCGUAUGGGAACCAUGGAGGCUGGAGCAGCGUAUCCUACCCGCAGCACCAGAGUAUGCCCUCUACUGGCCACUUCAACGAACGCCUGCCUGUGUCCAACUCCGAUCGGGAGCAGCUGAAGAUCGAACUGCAGCAGGUCAACCAGCAGAUCAGUCAGCAGACGCAGAUCCGUGGCAUGGAGGCCGCCAGCAACUCCAUGCUGCUACAGAGAGAGGCCAGCGCCCUGGCUGCCCAGCCUCCGGCCGCCAAGUGGGGAACAGGGGGUGGCGUUUCCAGCGAGCAGCUCAGCCUGGAGCUCCACCAUGUGGAGCGAGAGAUUGGCAAGAGGACCCGCGAGAUUGCCAUGGAGAACCAGGUGGCCCAUGAGGUGCAGUACAAACUGAAAUCCACUGAAAAUGGGCAAGUUGACCAUAAAGCCCAACUGGAAGAACUCUCCUUAGCCCUGGGUGACGUCUCUAAUGGAUCGAGUAGCAUGGGGCCAGCCAAUAGUGUGGGAGGCCCUAUGCUGUCUUUGACCAAUAAGACAUCUUCGCUCACCCUUUGCUCUGGUGACCAAGCAGCGAGUGGCUCGGAGCUCCAAAAGAAUGGUGUUGUUCAUUCGUGCUCUUAAGAGUGUCCCCACCCCCCCAACCCACACACCCCUCAUAAACACACCCCUCUAUUCAAGAUUCAGUAAUUCUCAUUACUUGGCUGCACACAGGUAAAAACGUGUCCCAACUGAUUUAGAGAGACCUGAGAUCAGAAACUCUUGAAAUUUGUACACAGAAUUUAAGAGGGACACACACCUAUACGCACCUGCAUGCUGUUACAUGCAUGCACAGACACAA
This is a messenger RNA of Electrophorus electricus (electric eel), 3932 nucleotides long. It is a transcript of the gene rc3h1b, whose product is annotated as ring finger and CCCH-type domains 1b. Lineage: Eukaryota; Metazoa; Chordata; Actinopteri; Gymnotiformes; Gymnotidae. Gene Ontology annotation, cellular component: cytoplasmic stress granule. The record is from RefSeq and is a predicted model, not a curated record. Gene Ontology annotation, biological process: nuclear-transcribed mRNA catabolic process, deadenylation-dependent decay; ubiquitin-dependent protein catabolic process; protein polyubiquitination. Gene Ontology annotation, molecular function: RNA stem-loop binding; double-stranded RNA binding; ubiquitin protein ligase activity.